AUGGUUCUAAGGAUCAUCAUUAAAAUGGAAGAUUUUGGUGCAAUAGUCGGUUGUUACUACAUCCCUCGCCAUCGAUAUCUUCAACUUCACAACAGCCGAAUCGAGGACCGCGGCAUCGAUGCACGUAUGAUUCCUCUAAAUCACAAUGUAGCUCUUCUACAAAAUUUACGAAUAUUCAGCGCUGCAGCUCAAUCCGAGCAGAUACUGUUCACGGAUAAAUUCCUUCUCAACGAGAGCUAUCUUACACUCCAACCUAGUCUUGAUCACAUUCACUCUACUAUAGUUCAACGCAAGAUAUCUGCGCUCACGGCUUCGCCCGCAACGAAGGCGGUUGAUAAGGUCCACAGUUUCUUGUAUGGAAAGACUGAGAUGCAAGGAAUCAGCAAAGACUUGCUUCAGUGGACUGAAAGGUACCACGUUCGAUUCGGUCUGCUUCCUUUUGGCCUGCAGACUCGACCGAAGUCGGAACACUAUUUUGGAUGGACUGCGCAAGUCAGAGCAGAUGGUCACACUUCGUCCGGGAACGCCUUCUUCACCGCCUUUGGUUUCAUAUACCAAGUCCCCAAGUUGGCGGUUAUCCCAGACGACGCGACGGACACGACACUUCUUGAUCUCAUCGCGACUACAAGCCCAGCUCCCAACAAGCCAGGUGGAAUUAAGCUCAUCCCACCAAAGCAUCCGCUCGAGCAGCGCUUCGAACUUGCGAGGAAGAUCACGUCAGCUGUCAUGUAUGUGCAUGUGAUGCAGUACGUGCACAAAUCUAUCCAGACAUCCAACAUUGUCAUGUUUGCAAAGAACGAUGCAUCUACAGCGAAUACAGAACAGUUCCCUAAAGCCCUCGGCGAACCUUUUCUAUGUGGUUUUGAGACAUCGCGAUAUGAUAGGGGCGCGAGCGACUAUGGGCAGUACGAUGUGGCUUGGGAAUACGACAUCUACCGACACCCCAAGCGUCAAGGCUUACAUCCCGAGUCACGAUAUACCAUGAACCACGACCUCUACAGUCUUGGAGUCGUGCUCCUUGAACUGGGUCUAUGGAGACCGUUGAGAGUUAUGGGGUUGAGAAACCCGGACAGUAUCAGCGGGAGUGUUAAAGAUCAUCUGAAGAAGUUGGCCAUAACAGGGCUGCCAUGCAUGAUGGGAACCAAGUAUCGGGAUGUUGUGUUGUUUUGCUUGGACAUCGAUGGUGAUGGCCAGAUUAGUAACUCAACAGCUGUAGAAGAGGUGUUGAAGAAGGUUGAGGAAAUGGCUAUUGGCUUGCAAUAG
Messenger RNA from Fusarium tjaetaba, 1263 nucleotides. RefSeq lists its product as uncharacterized. The transcript has 3 exons. Gene Ontology annotation, biological process: protein phosphorylation. Bases 1 to 1263 code for a protein of 420 amino acids. The record is from RefSeq and is a predicted model, not a curated record. Gene Ontology annotation, molecular function: protein kinase activity; ATP binding. NCBI's taxonomy places the organism in Eukaryota, Fungi, Ascomycota, Sordariomycetes, Hypocreales, Nectriaceae.